GAGAGAGAGCCACACACUCAGUCUGCACUGCCAUGGCUUACACACACUGGUCAGCAGAGGAUGGAUGUCAGUUUGCUUCUACUCGUGACACAAUACAAUUGCUAAGCCUGGUGUAUCAAGGGAUGAACUGGCUUGCAGAUACUACCAACAAGUUUGAUGUUAAAAAGGUAGUAUGGUGAAAGUCUCUCUCAACCCUGAGCAGGUAUUUGCAGCUGAAACCAUAGCAUCUGGGGAAAUGUCAUCUGGGGAUAUGAUUCCAGAGCUGAAGCAUCAGCAGCUAAAGAAUCGGAAAUUUCCUGAUAAGCCCUCGGACAAUGACACUGAAGGAGAUGGUUCUUUCGUGUUUGAAGCAAAUGAAGCUUGGAAGGAUUAUCACAACUCGCUCUGUCAGUUCUAUGAAGCCAAAGAACUCUGCGACAUAACAUUAAAGGUUGGGUCCAAGGUUAUCCCAUGCCACAAACUGGUCCUGGCUUGUGUGAUUCCCUACUUCAGAGCUAUGUUUCUCUCUGAAAUGGCAGAAGCCAAACAGGACCUGGUUGAGAUUAAAGAUUUUGAUGGUGAUGCAGUUGAUGACCUGGUGAAGUUUGCCUAUUGCUCCAGGAUUACCCUCACUGUGGACAACGUGCAGCCUCUCCUCUAUGCUGCCUGCAUUCUGCAGGUGGAGCUGGUGGCCAGGGCGUGCUGUGAAUACAUGAAAGCCCAUUUUCAUCCUUCAAACUGCUUGGCCGUGCGCACGUUUGCUGAGAGCCACAACCGGGUGGACCUGAUGGGCAUGGCUGAUAAAUACGCCUGUGAACACUUCAAUGAAGUGGUAGAUUGCGAAGAUUUUGUAAACGUUUCACCAAAGCACCUGGUCACACUUCUUUCGUCCAGCAAUUUAAAUGUGGAACAUGAAAAGCAGGUAUACAGUGCUGCCAUUAAAUGGCUGCACACAAACCCACAGCAUCAUGCCAUGUGGUUGGAUCAAGUUCUUGGCCAGGUUCGAUUGCCCUUGUUACCCGUUGAUUUCCUUAUGGGAGUUGUGGCCAAAGACAACAUGAUCAGGCAGAAUCUGAAAUGCAGAGACCUGUUGGAUGAAGCGAGGAACUAUCAUCUUCACUUGAGCAACAUGCCAGUGCCAGACUUUGAGUACUCCAUACGUACAACACCUAGAAAACACACUGCUGGUGUGUUAUUUUGUGUUGGUGGCAGAGGUGGAGCGGGUGACCCAUUCCGCAGUAUUGAGUGUUAUUCAAUCGGCAGAAACAGCUGGUUCUUUGGUCCCGAAAUGAACAGCAGGAGACGGCACGUUGGAGUAAUCUCAGUUGAUGGAAAAGUCUAUGCAGUUGGAGGGCAUGAUGGAAACGAACAUUUGGGCAGCAUAGAAAUGUUUGAUCCUCUGACAAAUAAAUGGAUGAUGAAAGCCUCCAUGAAUACUAAAAGGAGGGGCAUUGCACUGGCUUCGCUUGGUGGUCCAAUUUAUGCUAUAGGAGGACUGGAUGAUCAUACUUGCUUCAGUGAUGUUGAGAGGUACGACAUUGGCUCAGACCUGUGGAGUAGCGUGGCACCAAUGAACACCCCGAGAGGUGGUGUAGGUUCAGUUGCACUUGGGAAUUAUGUAUAUGCUGUUGGCGGUAACGAUGGGGUGGCAUCUUUGUCCAGUGUCGAGAGGUAUGAUCCCCAUUUGGAUAAAUGGAUGGAAAUUAAGGAAAUGGGACAAAGAAGGGCUGGAAAUGGAGUGGGUGAACUCAAUGGCUGCUUGUACAUAGUUGGUGGAUUUGACGACAACUCUCCACUCAGCUCUGUGGAGCGGUUUGAUCCUCGUACAAACAAGUGGGAGUAUGUAGCCGAGCUGACAACGCCACGUGGUGGAGUUGGGGUGGCAACCUUAAUGGGCAAAAUCUUUGCAGUCGGUGGCCACAAUGGCAACGUGUAUCUGAAUACAGUGGAAGCCUAUGAUCCGAUGAUAAACAGGUGGGAGUUGGUUGGGUCCAUAUCGCACUGCAGGGCAGGAGCUGGAGUUGCUGUGUGUGGCUGCCUAGUUAACCAAAUCCGGGACGUGGGACAAGGAUCCAGCAAUGUAGUUGACUGCAUGUGACCUGAAAUCUGGUGUAUGGAAUAUGAAGCCCUCUCAAGAUGAAUAAUUUUCCCAGAGGAAAAAGUUCUGGUCUGAUUGCCGCUUGUUACUCACUGAGGAGAGGAACAAAUUUGUCCUGAUUUGGCUUGGCGUCUGAAGUGUAUAUAGAUUUCCAAAAAGCAGAAUUUGAUCUUGUAAAACUGUGUCCCGAAAGUGAAGUGUUUUGCGUUGCAGUGGAUGGGAAGCAUUUGUUUUUUGCGGAUAGAACGCUUUUAUUCGUGGGUGUGAAUCAGACACGUCAUCAGUCACAGCGAGCUGCGCUGUCGCAGUGUUAAUGUUCUUCCAGCGGCAAUUGUUCUUCAUGACGCAGUAAUGUCACACAUGCUGGAGAAAUAAAUUCUUUAUAGUACUAAGUGAAAUGUGACACUACACAACGUUUCUGGUUUGUAUUUCACAUUGAAAACAUACUGUAGGUUGUUGGUAAAGGUUUUAUUUAAAAGGAAAUUUCAUAUACUUUAAUACAUUUCUCUACAUCCUGUUUUUCAUCUUCACUACUUAGGAGUGGUGAGUAUCUGCACAUAUUGUGCUUUCUGCUGAGGUUCUAAGCUGUGUAUAAUUUCCCAGGGCUUCUUUGAGACAUUCACCAAGCAAUAAUUCGUCAGUUUUGUGACUUGCUCAGCAGUGCACAGCCCCGGAUCAGCGAGCACCACCUUUGACUGUGCUACACUUAAAUAAAUGCUUUGGAAGUUUUUAUUAUGUUCAAAACUGCAAGCAUGUUUUAAUGCUGAGUGUUCCUGUAAAUUGCUUGAUCACUAAUCAGUAUAUUUCUGCUCUUGACCUGGCUCUAUCGCAGACUGAACCUUUGUGCUCUGUUUCACAGUAAUAUAAAGACUGAUGUUUUUGGAGGGAGUAAGAGUUAGAUCUAUAUUAAAUUAUAUUUCCAAGAUGGAUUUUUACUGGAUGACUUAAUUCCAUUGCUCCAACAAACAGCCUGUGAAUUCCUCCUUAAUCCCAUUGUUAGGAAACAAUGCAUAUCUCAAAUGAUGACACUUUUUCAGCAGAUAUUACAUAGCCGUUACAUACAAUACCUAUUUUUAUUCACAAUCCCAAAUUUACCUGUGAAUGUUUUUGGUAUCGUCCUUUUUUGGAUAUCUGAGUGUUUUAUCGGGCGGCAGGAAUGAUCAAAGUGGAUAUACAAUUGUGUAUUUGCAUUGUGGUCCUUAUUUCUGAAUGUAUGGGAGCCUUACAUCUUGCAAAAGAGCUUACAUCUGCAUUUCAACGCACAAGAAGUCUGAUCCUUCUUCUGUGUGUUUGAGAGACUAUGUUCUUCCCUUUAGGGGUAUCUCAGGGAGGUUUCAAACUAGGUUACACUUCAUCCAGUUGGAAGCAGCAUUGGCACUGAUCUGGUGGUUGGAGAAUGACCAUAGUUUGUGAUAGGGAAAGGACCUAGAAUACUCCAGUCCUGUCCGAGCAAUAAGAACGUGUUGACAUUGAGUAUUCAGAACACACCCUAUUAUUUAAUUUGCUACACCCUAUGCAGUAGUGUAUUGGAAUUGCAAUUGACUUUUUUGUGCUUGAAAUAUUCUUUUGUUUUGCAGUGUUAGUUAACUUAAAAAUCCUCUUCAUUACUUUUGUAUAUUCCUACGGUAAACAACAGUGAAUCAACAAGAUCCAUGUGGGUUCAUUCCACACACAAAAAAAGCUGUAAACAUGUUAGAGCAAAAUCAUUGCUUUUUAACAAAAAAACUUAAAUCAUAAUUUGUUGUUUAUGAUUGUUUGGUCUGUUAUGUCAGUUUCUGAUGCCUAGUUUUUUUUAAAAAAAUCAUCAUUUUAACAGUGGAAUAGUAUUCAAUGCAGAGGGAACAAGACACAAUUUAAUUAUUUUUAAGUUAAAUACCAUAUUAAAUGAACGUUGUUUAUUUGAAAUGAGUUUCUCUUAAAAUCCGAAACGUUUUGAGUUUUCCUUUUAAUUGCAUUGGUUACAAUUGGAAAUUUACAGUUUUGAAAAGUGUAGCUGUGACUUGUCAAAUGUGUCACAAAAUAUGUAAAAUGCAAUAAGUUUUGAAUCGGGAGAGGAGUAAUCAUCUUUGGUGUCAAUCAGUAUUUAGAAGUAUGAUUUAUUUUGUUUUAUUGAAAUAAAGGUAUUCACCCUCAAA
Molecule: messenger RNA, 4212 nt
Organism: Callorhinchus milii (elephant shark)
Lineage: Eukaryota; Metazoa; Chordata; Chondrichthyes; Chimaeriformes; Callorhinchidae
Gene: klhl8
Product: kelch-like family member 8
Exons: 11
Coding region: 173-2077 (634 amino acids)
Molecular function (GO): protein binding
Source: RefSeq, a predicted model, not a curated record